Thlaspi arvense is the source of this 1137-nucleotide messenger RNA. The record is from the annotation of a GenBank genome assembly. NCBI's taxonomy places the organism in Eukaryota, Viridiplantae, Streptophyta, Magnoliopsida, Brassicales, Brassicaceae.
AUGCCGGUAGCCAUGCUCAGAAGAAUCACUUGUUCCUCUUCGCUUCGUUCAGUACCUUCUCUCUUCUUCCGCCAGUUCCCUCGCUCUUACUUGACUCUGUCAUCGUCGCCAACCACCGACGGCAUCUCCGGCCGGAAUAUUCGCGGGAUGACCACUCCAACCACUCACUGUUCAAUAUGUUCGCACUCCUCAUCUGAUAUCGUCUACGACCAUCCUCCGUUCGUCAGGAUAUACAAAGACGGUCGCGUCGAGCGGCUUUCCGGCACCGAGAUCGUCCCUGCGUCUCUAACACCACAAAACGGCGUCGUUUCGAAGGACGUUGUAUACUCCCCGGAGCAUAACCUCUCCGUUCGUCUCUUUCUCCCUCAUAAACUCGCCGCCGGCAACAAAAAACUCCCUCUACUUAUCUACAUCCACGGCGGAGGUUGGAUCGUCGAGUCCCCUUUCUCUCCCAUGUACCACGAUUUCCUCACGGAGGUCGUCAAAUCCGCGAAUUGCCUGGCGGUGUCGAUUCAGUACCGCCGUGCGCCGGAGGAUCCGAUUCCGGCGGCGUACGAGGAUUCAUGGACCGCGAUUCAGUGGAUUUUCUCUCAUGCAGAUGGAUCUGGUCCUGUUGAUUGGAUCAACGAAUACGCCGAUUUCGACAGAGUUUUUCUCGCCGGAGACAGCGCCGGCGCUAAUAUAUCGCAUCACAUGGCCAUGAGAGCCGGGAAGGAGAAGCUUAACGCUAGAAUCAAAGGGACUGCGAUAGUGCAUCCAGCUUUUUGGGGGAAAGAUCCGGUCGACGAGAAAGAUGUGCAAGACGAAAGGAUCAGAAGCAACAUGGCAGAAUUUUGGGAAAAACUCGUGAGUCCGAAUAGCGUCGAUGGAACGGGCGACCCGUUGUUUGAUGUGGUCGGAUCCGGGUCGGAUUUUUCCGGGUUGGGAUGCGAGAAGGUUUUAGUUGCUGUGGCCGGGAAAGAUGUGUUUGUGCGGCAAGGAUUGGCUUAUGCGGCGAAGCUGAAACAGAGUGGGUGGAGAGGAGAUUUGGAAGUGGUAGAGGAUGAAGAUGAAGAUCAUUGCUUUCAUCUCGAAAACCCAGAUUCUGAGAACACUCCCAAAUUCAUGAAGAAGUUUGUGGAGUUUAUUACAGGUUAA